AAAAAACAAAACCAACACUUAAUAACUGAAAUGGAUCUGCGAGAUCUAACUGAAUGGAAUUGAGAGAAAAAAAAAAAUUUGCUACGCUGCUGCAUCACUCUCCCUGCAAAUGCAACAGAUCUCCCUCAGUCUCUCAAACCCUAAUAACCUCUCCAUCAAAUUCCAUAUAUCACUACUAGAUUGAUAUCUAAACCAACGCAUCAAGACCGAAUCAAAGAUGUAUAUGGCAUAUGGAUGGCCGCAGGUUAUACCUCUAGAACAAGGACUCUGUCCUUCUUCACAGAAGCAUAUCAUUUAUUUCAAAGUCAUCAAUCGUCUCUUCCUCGUUGUCUCUCCUUCUCACCUUGAGCUCUGGAGCUCCUCUCAGCAUAAAGUGAGGUUAGGCAAGUACAAGAGGAAUGCAGAGUCGUUGGAGAGAGAAGGCGAGAAUUUACUAGCGGUGUGGAGACCUGAUACCAAAUUGAUCGCCAUUCUUACAUCAUCUUUCUUUCUACAUAUAUUCAAGGUUCAGUACUCUGAUAAAAGAAUACAAAUAGGAGGGAAGCAACCUUCUGGUUUGUUUCUUGCUAAUGUAUCUCUUCUUCUUAGUGAGCAAGUGCCUUUUGCAGAUAAGGACUUGACAGUGAGCAAUUUUGUAAGUGAUAACAAACAUUUGCUACUAGGACUUUCCGAUGGAUCUUUAUACAGUAUCUCCUGGAAGGGGGAGUUCUAUGGAGCUUUCGAACUUGAUCCCUGUUCACGUGACAGCAGCGAUGCCUCUGUUUCACCUCAUUCUUUAGGUAACGGUGUUGCUUCUGGAAGGGCUCCAACAGAUUCGGAAUCUAAUCAUAAUAUCACCAGGAAGACCGCUAUUGUGCAGCUGGAGCUUUGCUUGCUGACGAGGUUGCUGUUUGUCUUGUAUUCUGAUGGACAACUAGUAUCAUGCUCUAUAAGCAAGAAAGGUUUAAAGCAAGUUGAAUAUAUCAAAGCUGAAAAAAAGUUGGGUUCUGGUGACGCUGUAUGCAUUUCAGUAGCUUCAGAUCAACAAAUCCUUGCUGUUGGUACCAGAAGAGGGGUUGUUAAGUUAUAUGACCUAGCAGAAUCUGCAUCUCUCAUUCGUACUGUGUCUUUGUGUGACUGGGGCUAUUCAGUGGAUGAUACUGGUCCUGUCAGUUGUAUCGCAUGGACACCUGAUUAUUCUGCUUUUGCUGUUGGGUGGAAGCUAAGAGGUCUUACAGUCUGGUCUGUAUCUGGCUGUCGUUUGAUGUCAACAAUUCGUCAAAUUGGUUUAAGUUCUGUAUCUUCUCCAAAGGUUAAGCCAAACCAAGAUCGUAAAUAUGAACCAUUGAUGAAUGGCACCUCAUUGAUGCAGUGGGAUGAAUAUGGUUACAGGCUUUAUGUGAUUGAAGAAGGAUCUCUGGAAAGAGUUAUUGCAUUUUCAUUUGGAAAAUGCUGCCUUUCCAGAGGAGUUUCAGGAAUGACAUAUGUUUGUCAAGUUAUUUAUGGCGAAGAUCGGUUGCUUGUUGUUCAGUCCGAAGAUACUGAUGAACUCAAAUUUUUACAUCUAAACCUUCCAGUUUCCUAUAUCUCCCAAAACUGGCCAGUUCAACAUGUUGCAGCUAGCAAGGAUGGAAUGCACUUAGCUGUUGCUGGCCUCCAUGGAUUGAUCUUAUAUGAUAUACGGUUGAAAAAGUGGCGAGUGUUUGGAGAUAUUACUCAGGAACAAAAGAUUCAGUGCAAAGGGUUGUUAUGGCUGGGGAAGAUUGUUGUUGUUUGCAACUACAUUGAUUCUUCUAACACGUAUGAAUUACUUUUUUAUCCAAGAUACCAUCUUGACCAGAGCUCCUUGCUUUGUCGAAAGCCAUUGCUUGCUAAACCAAUGGUGAUGGAUGUCUAUCAAGACCAUAUACUUGUCACCUAUCGCCCAUUUGAUGUCCACAUAUUCCAUGUGAGACUGUUAGGUGAACUGACUCCUUCUAGCACUCCAGAUUUGCAGCUUUCUACAGUACGAGAACUUUCUAUCAUGACUGCAAAGAGCCAUCCCGCAGCUAUGCGUUUCAUCCCUGAACAGCUUCAAAGAGAGUUGGCCUCAAACAAUCAUAUUUCAUCUUCAGAUUUGAUGGACAGAGAGCCUGCAAGAUGUUUGAUAUUGAGAACAAAUGGGGAACUUUCGCUUUUGGAUUUGGAUGAUGGACGUGAGAGAGAGCUCACCGACUCUGUUGAAUUAUUUUGGGUUACAUGUGGUCAAUCAGAGGAGAAGACAAGUCUAAUUGAGGAAGUCUCUUGGCUGGAUUAUGGCCAUCGAGGCAUGCAAGUUUGGUAUCCAUCUGCAGGUGCUGAUCCUUUUAUGCAGGAAGACUUUUCGCAGUUGGAUCCAGAGCUGGAAUUUGAUCGUGAAGCGUAUCCUUUAGGGCUUCUUCCAAAUGCCGGGGUUGUUGUUUGUGUCUCCCAGAGAAUGUCCUUUUCAGCUUGCACUGAAUUUCCAUGUUUUGAGCCAUCUUCUCAAGCUCAAACUAUAUUGCAUUGCUUACUCAGACACCUUCUUCAGAGGGACAAAAAAGAGGAGGCUUUACGGUUAGCACAAUUAUCUGCAGAAAAGCCUCACUUUUCCCAUUGCCUGGAGUGGCUUCUUUUUACUGUAUUUGAUGCAGAGAUUUCAAGGCAAAAUGCAAACAAGAACCAGAUAUCAGUCCCUCUACAUGCUGGCAACCGCUCUCUUUUGGAGAAGACUUGUGAUUUGAUCAGAAAUUUCUCCGAGUAUUUUGAUGUAGUUGUGAGUGUUGCAAGAAAAACUGAUGGUCGACACUGGGCAGAUUUAUUUUCUGCUGCUGGAAGAUCAACAGAGUUGUUUGAAGAAUGCUUCCAACAGAGAUGGUACCGCACUGCAGCUUGCUAUAUACUUGUGAUUGCGAAACUUGAAGGUCCCGCAGUCAGCCAAUACUGUGCUUUACGGUUAUUGCAGGCAACACUCGAUGAAUCUUUAUAUGAGCUUGCUGGAGAACUGGUGCGCUUCCUGCUCAGGUCUGGAAAGGAAUAUGACCAGACACCACCUGAUUCAGAUAGACUAUCUCCCAGAUUUUUGGGUUAUUUUCUUUUCCGUUCCAGUUACAAGAAGCCAUCAUUGGACAAGAGUACUUCCUUCAAAGAGCAAAGUGCUCAUGUUGCUUCUGUGAAGAACAUUUUAGAAAGCCAUGCUAGUUAUUUGAUGUCAGGGAAAGAGCUUUCGAAGCUUGUGGCUUUUGUAAAAGGCACCCAGUUUGAUUUAGUGGAAUACCUUCAACGAGAAAGAUACGGUAGUGCUCGCUUAGAGAAUUUUGCAUCAGGACUGGAACUAAUUGGGCAGAAGCUUCAAAUGGGUACAUUGCAAAGCCGGUUGGAUGCGGAGUUUCUAUUGGCUCAUAUGUGUUCCGUCAAGUUCAAGGAAUGGAUAGUUGUUCUUGCCACACUCCUAAGACGGACUGAGGUUCUUUUUGAUCUUUUCCAGCGUGAUAUGAGGUUGUGGAAAGCAUAUAGCGUCACCCUUCAGUCGCACCCUGCAUUUUCCGAAUACCAUGAUCUGCUUGAAGGCUUAGAAGAGAGACUUUCAUCUGUCGCAGACUCGCAAGAGAAAUGAGGACGGGUGUGGGUCUCUAACCAGGUGUCUCAUAAAAAAAAGAAGCAUGGCUGAUAGGUUAUUGAGCCUCACUUUCCAGUCAUACCAUGUUGCAGUAGAUGAGCACUUGUAUAGUUAUUUGACCAAGAGAUGAGAAUAUGUGCACAUGAUGUUAAGGAUGGCCGUUUCAUCGUAUUAUUGAUCACGCAUCUCGUUGAAAUCACAAAAUCUUUAUUGUAGAUAUGAGAGGUUAGAACUACUAAGGGAGUUAGUUCCUCUUCAUUUUUUCACCUGUGUAUAAUCAUUUUUACUGCUGUAUAACAUCUAAAUAAAAUGAAUGCUUUUCCCGCUGCAUUUGGUUA
Molecule: messenger RNA, 3933 nt
Organism: Populus trichocarpa (black cottonwood)
Lineage: Eukaryota; Viridiplantae; Streptophyta; Magnoliopsida; Malpighiales; Salicaceae
Exons: 23
Coding region: 218-3592 (1124 amino acids)
Biological process (GO): intracellular protein transport; retrograde transport, endosome to Golgi
Cellular component (GO): cytosol; Ric1-Rgp1 guanyl-nucleotide exchange factor complex; Golgi membrane
Molecular function (GO): protein binding
Source: RefSeq, a predicted model, not a curated record